GGCGCUUACAUCGAUUCGCAGGAGGCAUCGAAGGAGUCUGUGCCCGUUUAAAGUGUUGGAUAUGGCUAGCGUAAAGAGAGUUACUUUAUCCGUGGAGGAACGAUUAAUGGUCUUAGAUGACUUGAAAACGUUCAGCGUUUCGACCGUUGCGAAAAAAUACAAGGUACAUACAUCAACGAUUUGGAGAAUAAAAAAUAACGCACCAAAAGUUAUGGAGUUCAUUGACAAAGGGAAGCUGCAGCAAAAGCGACGAAGAAUCAGACCAUCCUUAUACGACGCAAUGGAGCAAAAUUUGCUGGCUUGGUUCAUCGAAAGAAGAACUCUUGGUGAUUUCAUAUCGAAUGCCGUACUUGUGCAAAAAGCAAGGGAAUUAAAGGACAGUAUGGAGUUGCCAUCGGAUUUUAAAGUUAGUAAGGGCUGGUUAGAUGGGUUCAAAAAAAGACAUAAUGUGUGUUUAGAAAAAGUGUAUGGGAAAAGUAGAAGUGUUGAUGAAGAUUCCGCGAAAAAAUGUUGCAAUAAUUUUGUAAAAUUAUUGGAAGAUGGCAGUAUAAAUGAAGACAAUAUAUACAACAUGGAUGAAACUCAGCUUUUAUGGAAAGCCUUACCAUUAAAAAUAUUGAAAAGAGAAGAAAAGUCUGUAACUGGGUACAAAAGCUGCAAAGAACGAAUUACGGUAGCACUAUGUACAAAUGCAUCUGGGACACACAAGUUGAUGCCAUUAGUAAUUAAUAAAUAUGAAAAUCCUAGGUCUCUGAAACAUUGCAAAAGUAAUCUUCCUGUCAUCUUUAAGUCUCAGAAGAAUGCGUGGAUGUCACAAAUAUUGUUUUGUGAUUGGUUUCAUAAUUACUUUAAGCCCAGUGUGCGGGCAUACCAACUAAGCACUGGAAUGAUUGGUAAAGUCAUUUUAUUAUUAAACAAUUGCAGAAGACAUACAGUGCCACCAGAAUUAUUUGACGAAGAUGACUUUAUAAUUAUGUAUUUUCCUCCAAACACCACCAGCUUAAUUCAACCAAUGAACCAGGGCAUAAUAGCUAAGCUGAAAGCUCUGUAUCGCCAUAAAACAAUACAGAAAGCUGCUACAUACCAAGGUGGAAUAAAUGAAUUUCAAAAGCAAUUUACAUUAAAAGAUUGCAUACAAGUAUUGCACGAUUCAUGGAUGGAAGUAUCAGCAGAUAAUAUUAUUAAUUCCUGGAAGAAACUUAUUCCAAAUCAAACAGAUACAUAUUGUCGUACUAUGAGGCAGAACUUAAGCAAUUUAACAGGUGAUUCGUACACACAAGAGGAUAUUGCCCAAUUUAUGUCCAGUUGUGAAGAUGAAGAAACAAGAUCCGCAGAGGAGGAAGAUGAAGAAAAGAAGGAAUAUGAAGAGAUGCAAGAAAAGCAGACAGAUGAAGAGAUGCAAGAAAAACAGGAAUAUGAAGAGAUACAAGAAAAGCAGGAAUAUGAAGAGAUACAUGAAAAGCAGGAAUAUGAAGAGAUACAAGAAAAGCAGGAAUAUCAAGAGAUGCAAAGAAAGCAGGAAUAUCAAGAGAUGCCAGAAAAUACAGAAGAACAAGAGAAUAAAAGAGAGGAACUGCAAUAUUUAUUUGAGCGUUUGGACCAACACGUAUCGCAAGAAGCGCCUUUUAUUCAAAAUAUAUAUCAGGUCUUCAAAAACCAUUUGUUAGGUACCGAUGAUUAACAUCUGGAAAUAUCCACGGAAUGUAGGAUAAAUGAAUCUAGACAUCAUUUUAAAAUACUUGCAGGGUGGUAC
This is a messenger RNA of Osmia bicornis bicornis, 1753 nucleotides long. RefSeq names its product jerky protein homolog-like. NCBI's taxonomy places the organism in Eukaryota, Metazoa, Arthropoda, Insecta, Hymenoptera, Megachilidae. The transcript is spliced from 2 exons. Gene Ontology annotation, molecular function: DNA binding. Gene Ontology annotation, cellular component: nucleus. The record is from RefSeq and is a predicted model, not a curated record. Bases 62 to 1681 code for a protein of 539 amino acids.